Molecule: messenger RNA, 1557 nt
Organism: Trichoplusia ni (cabbage looper)
Lineage: Eukaryota; Metazoa; Arthropoda; Insecta; Lepidoptera; Noctuidae
Product: probable tRNA N6-adenosine threonylcarbamoyltransferase, mitochondrial
Exons: 1
Coding region: 299-1555 (418 amino acids)
Biological process (GO): tRNA threonylcarbamoyladenosine modification
Cellular component (GO): mitochondrion
Source: RefSeq, a predicted model, not a curated record
UGACAAUCCUAACAAUGACAUUCGACCACCUUUGUUAUGGUUUUGCCACUUUUCAGGUUAUGUCGAAAUCCCAAAUAUUAAUGUAGUAAUUAUCUAGUUAUAAGAAUAAAUAUUACACUAGGCCAGUUAUUAUCAUAGUAUUUUUCAUAGUUCACUUUACUGCCUACAUCUACAAUAUUUUUUGUGGGGUGUUUAUCUAUUUUUAUUUACCAAAUUGUGUAUAACGUAAGAAAAAUCAUCUGCACUUAUUAACCUAUUCCAUUUCAUGAACUGAAGUGUUUCACUGUGUGAAGUGAUUAUGAAUAUCUUAAGACGUCUUCGUAGAACACAAUUUCUCAAUAAAAGAACUAAACAGUAUAUUCAACAUAAUUUACGUUACUAUGAUGCUAAAUACUCCUCAAAUAUCAAUAUUCUUGGAAUUGAGACGUCUUGCGACGAUACUGGCUGUGCUAUAAUAAACGGUAAUGGGAAAGUAUUGUCCGAAGCUAUACACUCACAACAUUUAAUGCACCUACGCUAUGGAGGAAUUAUUCCAGAUAUAGCACAAGACCUACACAGGCAAUAUAUGGAACCAACAGUAUCUAAAACUUUACAAGAUGCAAAAUUAACAAUGGAAGAAAUCUCUGCAAUUGCUGUCACUCUUAAACCUGGGCUUCCACUCAGUCUUGCUGUAGGCAUGAAAUAUGCUAAACAUUUAGGCAGGCGUUAUGAUAAACCAAUCAUACCCAUUCACCACAUGCAAGCCCAUGCACUAGUUGCAAGAAUGCAUCAUAAUAUAUCAUUCCCAUUUCUGGUUUUAUUGAUAUCUGGGGGUCACUGUUUGCUUGCUGUUGUUCAAGAUGUUAGUCACUUUCAACUACUUGGUGAAAGUAUGGAUUGCGCUCCUGGUGAAGUAUUUGAUAAAGUUGCCAGAAAAAUGAAGUUGAAAAAUGUUCCUGAAUAUUCUAAGAUUUGUGGAGGUCAAGCUGUAGAGGAAGCAGCAGCAAAAGCAACUAAUCCAAAUAUGUUUAAGCUACCUCUACCUUUAGCUGAGUAUAAAGACUGCAACUUUAGUCUAAAUGGUCUGAAAACCUCAGUUAUGUAUCAUUUACAUAGAAAAGAAGUGGAGCACAAAGUCGUUGCUCAUGAAUUAAUCCCUGAAGUCAAUGAUUUGUGUGCUGCUAUGUUAAUGGCUACCACAAGACAUCUAGUUCACAGAACACAGAGAGCCAUGGAAUUCUGUCAAGAAAAUAAACUUAUCUCAGAAAAAAAUAAACAGCUGGUGGUAUCUGGAGGGGUGGCAUGCAAUAAUUACAUCUUCAGUGCAUUACAGUUACUGUGUAAUGAAACCAACUAUCAAAUUUACAGACCUUUUCCUAAACUAUGUACAGACAAUGGAGUGAUGAUUGCUUGGAAUGGCUUAGAAAAAUGGAAAAAGGGGCUUGAUAUUACACCAGUAACAGAUUUUAACACCUUAGAUAUUGAAGCAACUAGUCCACUAGGAGAAAAUUUGAUAGAAAAUGUUAAAGCUGCAAAAAUAACCACUAAAUUAAUGAAAUUAAAAUCUAGAAUUUAAUA